Messenger RNA from Pomacea canaliculata, 5840 nucleotides. Its product is annotated as major facilitator superfamily domain-containing protein 6-like. NCBI's taxonomy places the organism in Eukaryota, Metazoa, Mollusca, Gastropoda, Architaenioglossa, Ampullariidae. The transcript is spliced from 10 exons. The record is from RefSeq and is a predicted model, not a curated record. Gene Ontology annotation, cellular component: membrane. The coding region runs from base 1080 to 3608 and encodes 842 amino acids.
AGGAAUCGGAGGGAAAGAAGAGAAGGGGAAGAGCACUUGAUACGUAGCAGAAAAUCGAUGUUCAGACCUGCGAGACUCGUAAUGAAGCGAACGCCAUCGCGGCACCCCGGCAUCGCUGCUGUGGUUUAGUGCACAUACACACACAGUUCCACAGACACACAGAGCUUCACAUACACACACAGUUCCACACACACACAGUUCCACAGACACACACAGGGGGGUGAGGGUGGUAAGAAAAACUCUGUGCACGCGUGAGGGCGUGCGUGUGAAUGCGUUCGGUGAAAAAGCACGCGCUGGGCAGGCAGGAAGACGGAGACAUCGAGCAGUGAGGGAGGGAGUCUAGGUUUGGCAGCAUCCACACUGUCCGCAGCUACUGCAGCGCCCCCUGCUGUGAUGGACACAGCCACACCAAUAUUCCUUCCCAAGCUUACUUAACGUCAGUCAUCUGCAAGCGGUGGAAGAAUAUUCUGUCCUUGGCUUCAGAAGCCGUUUCCGCAGCUGCAGUCGAUGCUUUGCGGGAGGACGGGAUGGUUCAGGACGUCCCGUUUACCCACUGACCGGUGAGUUCAGGGUGAAACCUCUCGUGUGCCUCCAGCCCGCUGUGAGUGGCGUCCCUUUACUGAGUUCUGGAUGAAAGCGUCAGCAACUGUGGUCUUCGACUGUGGCAUCGCGAGGCUGGGCGUUCUGGCAGUCGGCAGCCAGCAGAGGCCGACAUGAAUUAUGCAAAAUAACAAUAAAGUCAAACACAACUCGACGUUGUCUCCAUUCCUGGGACGAUCUCGGAGAGGACAGACAACUCUGCACCAGCCAUCUUCAUGGUUGUCUUCGUUGAAAUCCUCUGAACCUCGCCGGGUGCAGCGGUCCCCCCCACAGCAGCUUGACAGUCCUCCCGCUAAGUAAAGCCACCUUGGUGGCGCUGCCCACGGACUGACUCUUCGCCGCAGUGCCACCGGAGUGCCAAACAAGUUUCGAUCCGUCUACAGCAGCGACCUGACCUACUUCCACUCCAGGAACCCGGACAUUGGCAGAUUGUCGGUGUAUCGAGACCCCUUAGAGAAGUGCCAGCCCCAAACGUCACCAUGACAACAGAGUAUGAGCCCGAGGAGAAGCCAGAGCAGGAACGGAGGGACAGCUAUGAUUUCCAGUUCACGGCCAAGAAGCUCAACUCCGACCAGCAGAAGCAGGAGCCGAUUUCAGUCAGUAAGUUCGCUUUUAGGAGGGACUUCAUCGACUCCUUGUUCACUGUCGUCAACAAGGAUCUCCUGUUCUGUAAACUCUUUUAUUUCUUCUUCUUCGGGGCCUUCGGCUCGCUCUUCCCUCUGCUGGCCAUCUACUUCAAGCAGCUGGGCAUGAACGCCUCCCAGAGCGGAGUCCUCAUCGGCUUCAGACCCUUCAUUGAGUUCCUCAGCGUGCCGUUCUGGACAGGACUGGCGGACCGCUGGAGACGGGGCAAGGAGAUGCUCCUGUUUGCCAUCUUGUCUUGGGUGGUCUUCACGCUGGCUAUCGCUUUUGUCCAGCCGCCGGCCCACAAGUGCCUGGUGUACAACGGCACUCACACCGUUCUCGAAAUUCCGUACUCCGUGCGCACGCGCCGCGACGUCACUUCCGUUCAUGUGAUGGACGAAGAGAUUGCCCGGGAUCUCGAGAAGAACGUUUUGCCAGAUGAGAGCGUGCUGGUUUCUCUGGGAUCUUCGGACCAUCUCUUCGUUUCUCCCCAACAUCUGGACAAGCCACUGUCGAUUCCAAAGACUCUUUCUCCAUCUACUUUUGAUGACAACGUGGACCACGCUCCAUCAAGGGUCAAACGAGCGCGAUACAACCUUGACCCCAGCAAGAUCGUCAAUGCCAACGCCUCUGACCUCGCUGGCCUCAUCACAUCCAAACACUCGACGGUGGUCUACAAGCAGGACGAGGUGCAAUACGACUUCUUCAUCCUCUUCCUGCUGGUGAUCGUCGGCGAGUUCUUCAGUGCCCCUGCCAUCACCUUCGCGGAUUGUGUGACUUUGUCUCUGUUGGGCGAGGACACGGAGAACUACGGCAAGCAGCGCAUGUUCGGCUCCCUGGGCUGGGGGUUGUCCAUGUUCUUUGUGGGUAUGGCCCUGGACCACGCCACCACAUUCCCCAAGCACCCGUGCGGCGAGCAGCACCCUGCAGAAAAAAACUACACCGUGUGUUUCGCCGUCUUCUCCGUCCUGAUGUCCUGCGCCUUCCUGACAGCCCUGCAGUUCCGCUACGACUUCCACGGCCCCGGCCGGGACAUCGCCCUGGCGGAACUGAAAGAAAGAGUCAAGGACAAGGUCAAGAAGACGAUCACAGGGAGAAAGAAGAUGGACCGGGAGAGGCUGGUGGAGGAAGACACGGAUGAUGACAUGGAAUACACGAGGCCAGGGGAAGGUUACGGAACAUACACGUCGGAGGAGGGAAACGUGACCAAAGAUGCAACAGCCGGCAACAACAAACUGGCCGCAGAGUCCGACAAGCAUCUGAGGAUCAAACCAGGCCUGAAGAACGACAUGGUCACCGACGCUCUGAAGUCUCCAGGUGCUCUGGCACAUCGAGGCGCCUACCACAACACCAGUGGUACUGCCGUGCCUCCGGGCCGCUACACCUCCGAGCCUUUCUUCGGCAAAUGGCUGGCCGUGGUGCGCCUGCUGUGGUCGUACCAGUACCUCUCAGUCCUCGGCAUCGCUUGGUUCAUGGGCUUCGGCAUCGGCAUCAUCUUCACCUUCCUCUUUUGGCACCUGCAGGACCUGGGUGGCUCGCCUACCCUCUUCGGCGUGGCCUCCGUCAUCAACCACGUGUCGGAACUGCUCGCCUACUUCAUGAGCAGCAGGCUGCUGACUACCUUCGGUCAUGUGAAGGUCCUGUAUGCAGGUCUCCUGGGCAAUGUGGCGAGGUUUUUGUACAUCUCCUGGCUCCGCGAUCCGUGGUGGGUCUUGCCCUUCGAAUUUGUACAAGGUCUGACGCACGCGGCCGUGUGGGCCAGCUGCUGUGCCUUCGUGACGCACGCCAUCCCGGGUGAACUCAAGUCAUCGGCGCAGGGUAUUCUGCAGGCCCUGCAUCAUGGACUGGGGCGUGGCUGUGGAGCCGUCUUUGGUGGUCUCCUUGUCUAUCGCUUUGGGAGUGAAAUCACCUUCCGUGUGUACGGCGUCACCUGCGUGGUGGUGCUGGCGGCCUACGUGGGCGCUAAUUACUUCCUGCAGCGGCGCGGCCUCUUUGAUCACGACUCCACCUUCUCUCACGAGCUCAUGGAGGACAACGGACCGCACCUGGCUCCUCACGGCGUCCCCUCCGGCAUGGGCCGUAACCUGUCCAGUUCCAAGCUAACGGAGGACUGGCAGACCCAACAGAAAGAUUACGGCUCCACCACCAACGAUCGAGACAGGGAUUACACGGCAGACCAGAGGGACCCUUGGGGUGGCGCAGGUGGCUACUCCAAUGAAGGCUAUGGAGGCUCUCAACAGAGAGGAAGUAAUGCAUUUCAACAGGAUUUUACUCCGUUUUCUGAGCCACGUGACCGCGUGUUCAUCGGGGAGGCGCCCAGAAUCAGCACCCAGCUCUACCAUCAGCAGCCAGACAACAGCUUUGACCAGGAGUACGGGCCGUAACCCUGCUGACUGCGGACUCGCCCACAGGUGGCGCUGCGCUGCACCGCGUCAUGGGAAGCAAGAUGGCGAGUGUCUUGUUCAAACUGCAGGUCAUAGUUUACCAGUCCGAAUGUGAUGUGAUAGCAUAUAGUCUACAGAUAUCUGUACCCACAUUCCCUGAAUCAUUUUAUGGUGAGGCUGCAGAUUUGUAAGCGAUGGCGGGCUUGGAGAAUUUUGUUCAAUUUUUGUGAUUGGGCAGAUAACGAAAGCAAUAUCAUUAUUUUCAUUUUUAUACUUUUGCCAAUAUAUGUUUUAUGCAGUUAUUACAAUGCUAUAUUAAAAUAUACUCCUUUUGAUAAAAGUUCCUUUCGUAAAGACAUCUCAAGUGUAAGGUAGAAAUAAGUGUUUCCAACCUGCGCACCGAAGGACCUUAACUUCUACUAUCUUAACAAAAUAAUGAUAAUGUCUCAGUCCCAUAGACCUGUCCAGAAAAUCUUUCAUUGUGGCCGAUUCCUCACAGCAGAAAAUAACAGACGAAUCACUAACAGCAAUAUGGCGAGCAAUCACAGCAGGAUCAAAAACGAAAUUUAGUGAGGGUUCGUGACAUUCUGACAUUCCAAUGGGGACGAUCGAGCCAGCAGAUUGUAGUGACGUGUACAACGACGAGCAGAACCCAAACCCGUUCAGUGAAAAGCAAGAGAGAAUAGUUGUACUGUUUCAAUCACAUACGAACCCAGGAUCGGUGAUCCUUACAUUCUUCCUGCUUCCUAAAGUAAAUGUCACAGUUUACUCGCCUCACUUUCUGCCGUCAGGGGCACCAGAUAGCUAUUCUCCAUUUUUAUCGGUUUCUAGGUAGGAGGUUCCUUUGAGACAAUCUUGCAAAUGGGGGCACUAUGUGUUCCACAGUGACUGCAACAUUAUUAGGAAAAAUAGUCGCGACAAAGAACAUGUUACUUUCCCCUGUUUUUAAUUCCCUUUGGAAACAACCCACAUGUAUCACUUUCAACGAUGUCUGACUCCUUUGGGGAGCUUUUUUUUAAAAAAUAUUUUCAGGGGUUUGCGAGAGGGGUUGAUGGUUGGGAGAAGGCGAGGUGGUGAAACAAAUUUGUGUGGAUCAGAUUACAAGGGAAAUGAAACCGCAGCAAAGAAGCCUACAUCGGUUUCCUCCCUCCCACUCCUAAAGUCUUACGAAACGAGAUGUUACAAGAUGGAGGAAAACAGCGAUUUUUAUAUGCUUCCUGUUUAUUGUUGUCAAACACCCCUAGCGAUCUGGCUGAUCAUUGUGGUGGUCCCUUCCCACACACGGAGAAUGCAUAAAAAACAGGCCAUUGUGUGCAUUGAAAAUCUCGGUACUUCCAUACAGGUCUGCUCGCAUCCUCAAGAGCGUGCACGUGAAGUCUGUUCGUUACACUUUUGGGUCUCAAGGGUCCAGGAUAGUAAUUCAAAUACCGCCAACUGUUGCUUGGCGCAAAUGUGUAUUGCAGGAUUACGUGAAAGAAACAACUGAAGAUGACGAAGUAACUACUAAAUUAUCUCUUAAUUUGUUUAGGGACCCUUGGUAUUGGGCCUUCUGGAAAAAAUUCUGACAUCAAGACCAGUCGGAGCAGUUUUUCUCUAAGGCGACUGUAGUUCAAGACCAAACUUUUAGCCUGUGGCGCGAAGAAGGGUUCGUCUUAAGGGAGGGAGGUAAGGAGCACACGAAAUGCUUGUGACCUAAGUGGCUUUGCUUUCAUCUGGGCUGACAGUUACCCUUCCCACCCCAGCCGGAUCGAAUCCACUCUUUCUUGCCAAGGGGUGAAAGUUCGGCCUUUAAGGGAAGUUGAGAUUUCCACGUGGGGGAAUGACACAAUAAACACACUCAUUUUUCUAUUCUCUGAUUGUCAACGAGCAUCUGAAGCAAACCAAUGCAAAGCUUUGUCCACGUGGUACCACAGGAUAGUUAUUGCCAGCCAAGCUCUUGAUGUAUGCUUGAAUAUGACAAAUAACUUAUAAAACCUCCAUCUUUAAGGUUUUGAGCCUGUAUAAAUUUGAAGGUUUGGUGUAUGUGAAUGCAUGCACGUGCACACAAUGUAUCCUGGGUAAUACAAUGCAGUAAUGCUGUUCAAUAGGCCUCAAGUAACACUGGAGUUGUGUGCAUCACUAGCGACCUGUUGUAGGUUUAGUAUAUAUACUGUUAAAGUGCUGUAGCUUUGCCUUUUGAACUCAGCAUUUAAUGGUUUGAAGGAGCAAUAAAAUGUCGCUUAAUGUUUAAAU